AUGCUCGGGUCUAUUGUGCUGCCAUUACAGUCGAUUUCGCUGGACUCGAGUUUGGCCCAAGCAUCAACGUCUGCCUGCUCGUCUUCAUUCUCUUCGCAUUGGCCGCAUUACAAAUUGGUCUGCAAUGGCGGCUGCAAGACCGAUGACGCUGGAACGACUAUUCGGCGUGACGCAGCUGUAGCAGACGGACCAAAGGCGACAGUGACUGGUGGACAGCUGAUGUGGGCAAAGUGGACACGACCGGGUACUGCGGCCAACUGGACUGGAGCGUCUGCUCUUCCCUUCGUACGGCCGCAGUUCCGUCCAGUGGAAGAGGGCCCGGGCGGACGAGGCAAGCCAGUCUGGAGGCAGCAGGAGGAGGAAGAGAAGGAAGAGGAUGAUGAUGAUGAUGAUGAUGAUGAUGAGGAUGAGGAGGAGGAGGAGGAGGAGGCUGAGAAGGAGUAG
Molecule: messenger RNA, 444 nt
Organism: Protopolystoma xenopodis
Lineage: Eukaryota; Metazoa; Platyhelminthes; Monogenea; Polystomatidea; Polystomatidae
Source: the annotation of a GenBank genome assembly